CACCUCAUUCGCUCACUGCUGCUUUUCACUUCAAGGCACAUCCUUUGACCUAAGCAGAUUAUUGUGGACGCAUGAAGGACACAGCAAGAUAUCCGUGCUUUUCAAGGGGGAGAUUUGGCUCCAAAAUAGGACACUAAGCCUUUCGACUUAUGCUUAUUUACCUAGUCAGCUAGAUGCAGUGUCUCUGGGUGCUUAGUGGACUCCUGUGGAAUCAGCCAGGAAACAAAAGCAGAAGUGGCAGCCGCUGCAAAUGUGGGAGUCUGUGGCAUUAAAGGGAAGCAGUUGCUAAUAAGGGCCUGUGAGACCUAGGUUUCCUUGGUUUCCAUGACAGUUAUUAGGUAGCAUAGAAAUUGAAUUGUCUCCCACAAUGCUCUGGGGGGAGAAAGGGGUGCUCCAGUGACAAGGCAGAGUAGUUAUUACUUGCAGUAACUCGUCUGUCUGAGAAUGCAAAACUCUCUGGAUCAUUACGUUGUGCAGAUUUUUUUUCUUUCCCAAAUGUGGUUCGCUUUACUUUUUUGAUGGAAGACUCUGGCUUGUGCUACAGUGUCUCAAAUAAUAUUUUCCCCUUUUUAUUUAGAAACUGAGCUUGGCAAAGCCAGGAUAUGAACAAUUAUACAGGUGGGCUACUCUGGGGGAGUGAAGAUAUAAGGCAUCCAAUCAGGUAUUGGCAACCUGCAGCACUGUCAAAAUGCCCCUCCAACAGAUUUCUGUAGUCCCAGCGCGGGAGACGGCCAGCAAUGGGAGAAGUUCAAUGGGCAGAAACAAAGAGAAGAGCAAGGAAGUCGAGAACAAGCGAGGCACAGCCUUCUCUUUAUUGUAUUGACUACUCAGUACAGCAUUUAGUCAGCAUCCGACCCUACAUUCGAAGAUUCACUUUGAGAUUCGUCUUCAAUCUGGAGCUCUCGCCAAGAAGCAACUGUCUCCUUCGACUGCAAGUUUAAAUUUCAGACAUUGAGAAGGGAUAAGUGGAAGGAGAAAAUGUUGGGCUGGUGUCAAGCGAUAGCUCGUAACCCUCACAGACUCCCAAACAUCACAAGAACACCCGAGGUCUCAGGUGAUGCUUCACAUACCUCUACCUUGAAUGACAAAUCCCCAGGACGCUCUACAAGUCGAUCAAGUAACAUUUCAAAGGCAAGCAGUCCUACAACAGGAACAGCUCCUAGGAGUCAGUCACGGUUGUCUGUAUGCCCUUCUACUCAGGACAUCUGUAGAUCUACCACCUUGCAUGAUGUGUCAGAAGAUGAGUUUGAACAUGCAACACCUGUCAUGGUGCUGACCCCUGCUAGUAGGGAGUCUGGUAAGAAACAAGUGAAACGAAGGUGUAGGCGGAGGAAAGAGACUGGUGACAAUGUUGAGCAUACAGAAAAGCAAAGAAAAGAGAAGGACUCCAGAUUGUACCCAAUGGUUGCAAGCUCCAGAUGCAAUGCUUUGCACAAGGAAACAUCUGAUUCAUCAUCCUCAGAUGAGAAUCAGUGGGCUCAGGCUAGAAGGAGAGCCAGAGAAAAGGUUAAAAAGCCCAGGAGAGGGAGAAGGAGCAAUAGAUCUUGCAGUAACACAGAUGGAUGUCCAAAUAACAAUGCCAUUGAACUUGUCACUCUGGGGACAACAGGGGAAAAGAAAAAAGAGGUGUCUGAUUCUGAUAACCACACUUUAAAUCACCGGAGGAGAAGGGUUUCAAGAUGUAAAGAAUCUUGCCUUUCGCUGUCUUCAGUGUCCUCUCUGGAGGCGAGGAAUUAUUCAAGAAAAUGUGGAAAAAACAAGGGCAGAAGCUACCCCCAAGAGCUGCAGUCUUCAUCUCACCUUAGACAAAAUAAAGUGGCCGAGGAAGGUUUUACAGAGAGAGGCUCUGGCAGUGAUACUCUGACAGUUCCAGAAAAUGGAGAACCUGUUGGGGCAGCGCCCAAUGUGACUGAUGCAGUUCAGAAACUUCCUGUUUUAUAUGAUGACUGGUCUGAUGAUUUAGAAGUAUGCAGGAUCUGUCACUGUGAGGGAGAUGAUGAAAGCCCCCUCAUCACACCAUGUCGCUGUACAGGGACCCUACGCUUUGUUCAUCAGGCCUGCCUGCACCAAUGGAUUAAAAGCUCAGAUACACGCUGUUGUGAACUCUGCAAGUAUGACUUUAUAAUGGAGACCAAGCUCAAACCUCUCCGGAAGUGGGAGAAACUACAGAUGACAACAAGUGAAAGGAGGAAGAUAGUCUGUUCAGUUACAUUCCAUAUUAUUGCUAUUACCUGUGUUGUUUGGUCAUUGUAUGUUUUAAUAGAUCGGACUGCUGAGGAAAUUAAGCAAGGCAAUGACAAUGGUGUCCUUGAAUGGCCAUUUUGGACAAAACUGGUUGUGGUAGCAAUUGGGUUCACUGGAGGCCUAGUCUUCAUGUACGUACAGUGUAAAGUCUACAUUCAGUUGUGGCGCAGAUUGAAGGCUUACAAUCGAGUGAUCUUUGUUCAAAACUGCCCGGACACUGCCAAAAAACUGGAGAAGAAUUCUUCAUGCAUUCAGAACUCUGAAAUCAAGGAUGCUGUGGUAGUGCCAGUAUCACAGACAGGUACAAACUCUCAGCAAUCAGCUGAAGAAAUGACCUCUGAGGUCAUGCCAGUUUGACAGAGGUGGCAUUGUUUCUUCAAUGACGGUGUGUGUGUGUUUUUUACACCACAGCUACUACAAUCAUGCAUUUUAAAUAAAAGAACAAAAAACCCUGACCAGGGAAAUGGAUACAGUGAAGCAACAUGCAUUACUUAUGGAAUGUGACCGUUUGUGAAAUAGUUUCUCAGUCAGCCAGGUGUAGUGGAAAUGUAGAAAGCACAACAGAGAACAAUUCUCACAGACAUGACAAAAUGACCUUUUUAACUUGAUGAUCAGGAGGAAUUGAAAACAGACCUGUUCUGUUACAGAAAACAUCAACAACUUUCUAUUUGUUACCACUAGGCAUCUUAUUCGCUAAUCAUCUUAAAAAUACACUUCAGGGUGACACUACUAAAAAGUCAUUUGCAUUAAACUUAAAUCAACAAAGUAAACAGACCUGCACCAUGUCACUCACUUUCUAAAGUAAUCGUUGAAUGGCUACAUUGGAGCCUGAAUGUUUUGGCAGCCAUGUGAGCUGAGGAUGUGUGUGUUUUUUUUUUUUUUGCAAAAUAAGCAAUUUCAACAAGUAGUCUUCAAAUUGCCUCAAACACUUCCUUGGUCCCAUAAAAUACAAGUAUUAUUUAGCCACAAGGCUAAAAUUAUUGGCUCUACAUCUGGAACAACACUUUUAGUGCUGCUUAUCUUAAAAUAAAAUAAAGACUUGUUAAGUGGUGAAUUAACAUGAACACUCUGCCUACAUAUAUAGAAAGGAUAUAUAGAAAAGUUUUUCUCCAAAAUGCAAAAAGACAAAGUAUAAUCAGAGGCAUUACAGGUUGAAGUAUGCAGUUCAUUACAAAAGAAUAUGAAAUGAAUUUAUACCCUCACACCCCUAGGAAUGACAGUUAAAGUGUGGGGGGGCAGAGGUAGAAUUUUUUAAGACUUCAUGCUUCAACAAUUAAGGUAAUCACAAAAGAGCAUACCUGGACCUAUUAAAAGACGCCAGUAUCGCCCUGUUCUGACUUGACUGGAUAGUUCUCCUCUGUUCAGGAUAAGACUGUGCGAUUAGGGAUUCAACAGUUCAGUUGUUAAUUUUGUGUUUUGAGCAUUUUCAUGUAAAACUGAAGUGUGAAUAACAUUAAAGAGUGCAAUAGAUAAAUAAAUGUAGAUAAAAUGAUGUCCAACAAAGGUGAGUUACAUAAAGAAUUUUGUGAUUCACUUCCAA
Chrysemys picta bellii (western painted turtle) is the source of this 3784-nucleotide messenger RNA. NCBI's taxonomy places the organism in Eukaryota, Metazoa, Chordata, Testudines, Emydidae. The record is from RefSeq and is a predicted model, not a curated record.